Messenger RNA from Triplophysa dalaica, 1973 nucleotides. It is a transcript of the gene ctdspla, whose product is annotated as CTD (carboxy-terminal domain, RNA polymerase II, polypeptide A) small phosphatase-like a. The record is from RefSeq and is a predicted model, not a curated record. NCBI's taxonomy places the organism in Eukaryota, Metazoa, Chordata, Actinopteri, Cypriniformes, Nemacheilidae. The transcript has 7 exons. The coding region runs from base 327 to 1124 and encodes 265 amino acids. Gene Ontology annotation, molecular function: RNA polymerase II CTD heptapeptide repeat phosphatase activity.
CUCUCUCACACAUGCACAGCGGGAGAGAGAAAGGGCGACAGCAGAUCACAGUCUUUGUUAUUACACAUUCAGUCAAUGAUCACCACAGACCUCAGAUCUCAUGGGAGCUGAAAUGUCGCUGAUUCCCACAUUUUGACAGAAGUAUCGCUGUUCACGUUCAUCGCUGUACGAUCGUGUGUUGUAUUUUUAUUUGUAUGCGGGUGAUGUAAUAUCGCGCUGCGCUGUAUGGUGCGUCUGCCAUCUGGACUAUCGCCGCUAGCUCGCUAGCAUAAGGCUAGCUGAAAAUAAAAGAAUAAGUGACUGAGGAGGAAUUAAAUCCCGUUUCCAUGGACAACACGUCCAUUAUUACCCAGGUAGCAAAUCCAAAGGAGGAAGAGAUCCUUUCUUCUUGCCAUGAAAAAGUUUCCCAGUCAAACAGCAGUUUAAAGAAACACAGGAACAGAAGCAUCUUCAGUCCGUUCUUCUGCUGUUUCCGGGACUAUAAUGUGGAACCACCAGCCACCAACAACAAGACCUGCUCCCUUCCUCCACCUGCAGAGGAGAACAACAGUCCUCCAAAGCCUCCAACUAAAUACCUCCUUCCUGAGGCCAGCAUUAAUGACUACGGCAAGAACUGUGUGGUGAUCGACCUGGAUGAGACCCUCGUGCACAGUUCCUUCAAGCCCAUCAGCAAUGCAGACUUCAUAGUUCCUGUGGAGAUUGAUGGGACGGUUCAUCAGGUCUACGUGCUGAAGAGGCCUCAUGUGGAUGAGUUUCUGCAGAAGAUGGGGGAACUGUUUGAAUGUGUUCUUUUCACAGCCAGUUUAGCGAAGUACGCUGACCCUGUAGCGGACCUGUUGGACCAGUGGGGCGUGUUCAGGGUGCGGCUUUUCAGGGAAUCCUGCGUGUUCCACCGGGGAAACUACGUUAAAGACCUCAGCCGACUGGGCCGGGAGCUCAACAAGGUCAUCAUAGUGGACAACUCACCUGCCUCCUACAUCUUCCAUCCAGAGAAUGCUGUGCCGGUGCAGUCGUGGUUCGAUGACGUGACUGACACAGAACUGCUGGACUUACUGCCACUGUUUGAAGGCCUGAGUAAAGAGACAGACAUUUACAGUGUGUUACAGAGCCUGAGGGCCAGGUAACACAGGGAUCCAGCGCUGUCUCGCUCAACCACACUCGCAAACAAACAAUAAACACCAUCUCAGGCCGAGACACCAUUCACCUCUGGCCUCUAGAGGACAGCAGUGACCCAGCAAAGCAGAAAAGAGCCAUCAAUGUCCCAACACAGCAGAGAUGACACCUCCUUCCUCUGAUAUUCACUCUCAGUGGACCAAUGGCCAAUAAUAUUUCAACAAAUACAGGGCAGUUUGCUUCCAAAUUUAAUGCAGAAAACAAAGCAAACAGCGAGUCGUUUUAUUAAAAACGUAUAUUUAAUGUAUUAUCCUCGAGUUCUUUAGCAGGAUAAACAACACAGCAAGCUAUUUUUGGAUGGGUGAAUACACUUUUCCACUCUUCUGUUCAGGCUAUGCAGGCAGGCUCUCCGCAGCAUCAGUAGUUCCAACAACUGUGAUAUUUUUUUCUCCUCUCUUACCAAAUGAAGUGCCUUCUGACUGUUGUUUUUACAAACAAGGACACAAAUGCGUUUUUUGUAUGUUGCAUAUCUGCAACAAAUUCGAAACCUUUAAAUAUUUACUGUAAGUCCCAGGUGAAAUGAGAGUCUAUCUUUUAAAAUGACUGAAGAAGGAGCUUCUACAGUGGACUGCAUAGUUAUCGGGCGAAGUAUAAUUCCGCUAUUUUAUGGGGUUCUUUUAUGCCUUUGAAAAUAAAGCAUACUCUAUAAGGUAAAAAAAUCUAUUUGAAUUACCCAAUUGUGAUUUGAAUUAAUGAUACAGCAUAUAUUCUGAAAAAGACAAAUGUUAAUCUACAAUGCAGUAUGUCAGGAACAGAAGCAAAUAUUCAUCAUUAUCAAAAUAAAAGAUGCAAACAAUUUC